AUGCGGACAUUCAGCCUCGCGGGCGCAAGAGCUUCCGCAGACGUUCCCGAAGCCUGGAUCCUCCGCCCACGGUAUCGUUUGAAAAAAAGAAAAGAACCUCCCCGAAACCUGGCCUGCAGCGGUCUGCUCUCCCUGCCUGCCCUUGGGGCCCCGGGGCGGGGAGGGGUUUUUCGGGCAGACGUGGGUCCCAGAGCACGGACUACUCGGGACAAGUCUGGCGCAAAGCUGAAGCCGAACCCCACACCAGUCCGCGGCGCCCCGCCUCUGUCACAGCUGCUGCCCCUACUCAAGAUGGCGGCCCGGACCCCUUCCGCCGCCUUCGCGGCCGCUUCCUGCCGGCCCCCCUGGUUCAAUCAGCGGCCGACAACUUGCGGCGUGUGGGAGGGCGCGGGGUCCGCCCGCCAAUGGGGAACUACGGCGCGCGGCCGGGACCCGGAGGCAGCUCCUCACGGCGGGCGCGGUUCAGUCCGGCAGCGGCGGCGGCGGCGGCGGUGGAGGAGGAGGAGGAUGUGGGCCACGCAGGGGCUGGCGGUGGCGCUGGCUCUGAGCGUGUUGCCGGGCGGCCGGGCUCUGCGGCCAGGCGACUGCGAAGUCUGUAUCUCUUAUCUGGGAAGAUUUUAUCAGGACCUCAAAGAUCGAGAUGUCACAUUCUCACCAUCCUCUGUUGAAAAAGAGCUUAUAAAAUUCUGCCGGGAAGCAAGAGGCAAAGAGAAUCGGUUGUGCUACUACAUUGGGGCCACAGAUGACGCUGCCACUAAGAUCAUCAACGAGGUGUCGAAGCCCCUGGCCCACCACAUCCCUGUGGAGAAGGUCUGUGAGAAGCUCAAAAAGAAGGACAGCCAGAUCUGUGAGCUAAAGUAUGACAAGCAGAUUGAUCUGAGCACAGUGGACCUGAAGAAGCUCCGGGUUAAAGAACUCAAGAAGAUCCUGGACGACUGGGGGGAGACGUGCAAAGGCUGUGCGGAGAAGUCUGACUACAUCCGGAAGAUUAAUGAACUGAUGCCUAAAUAUGCCCCCAAGGCAGCCGGUUCACGGACUGAUUUGUAGUCUGCCCGCCCCCUGCUGCACCUGUGGGGAAAGCAUUCCACUUGCGUCUUCCCUGCAGCCUUUUUGUAAUUUAUUUUUUAGGCAGGCUCCUGACAAUGUCAGGUGUGAAGCCUGGAGCUCUCCUGCCGAUGCUGGCUCUACAGCGCCCCCUGGGGGGUUCACUUUGUUCUGUUGCUGGUUUACUCUAGGACUUCAAAGUGUGUUUGGGAAUUUUUUAUUAAAGGAAGAACAUUUCUAGCUGUC
Prionailurus viverrinus (fishing cat) is the source of this 1290-nucleotide messenger RNA. It is a transcript of the gene MANF, whose product is annotated as mesencephalic astrocyte derived neurotrophic factor. The transcript is spliced from 5 exons. The coding region runs from base 1 to 1047 and encodes 348 amino acids. Gene Ontology annotation, biological process: dopaminergic neuron differentiation; neuron projection development. The record is from RefSeq and is a predicted model, not a curated record. NCBI's taxonomy places the organism in Eukaryota, Metazoa, Chordata, Mammalia, Carnivora, Felidae. Gene Ontology annotation, cellular component: endoplasmic reticulum.